Molecule: messenger RNA, 603 nt
Organism: Bipolaris oryzae ATCC 44560
Lineage: Eukaryota; Fungi; Ascomycota; Dothideomycetes; Pleosporales; Pleosporaceae
Exons: 1
Coding region: 1-603 (200 amino acids)
Source: RefSeq, a predicted model, not a curated record
AUGAAGUUCACCACCGCCGCCAUUGCCAUCAGCGUCGCUGCUCUUGCCGCCGCCAGCCCCCUCAAAGCUCGCCAGGACGAAGACAACCCAGACAUCAUCCCCCUCUUCUGGACCUCGCGCCUCUUCACCAUCGCCCCAGGCACCGACUUCGACAACAAAUUCCUGCAAGCCGCCAACGGCGGCCUCCUCAUCGGCCUUCCCGACCAAGGCGCCUCCUGCGGCCCCGAGCCCCGCAACUACGCGACCUUUGUCUUCGGCAACAACACUCUCUCCCUCUACACGGACAACCCGCCCCAGCAAUUCUACACGGCGCCCGGUGGCAUGGGCCAGGGCAACAUCCGCUACACCACGGGCGCCGAGCCCCUCCCCAGCAACUCCCUCCGCGAGGGCUUCUUCAUCGACGACAACGGUCUCCUUAAGCUCCAGUUCUCCCCCACCGGACCAGUCGCGGGCCUCCAGGCCUGCCCCAUCUCCCCGGAUGCACCGGGCCAGUACAAGGUCUGGAUGGAUACUUUUGAGCAUCCCGCCGGCCAGAACUGCACCAAAUUCGAGGCCCGUGUUGAUAAUGAUUGGAACGCUGAGAAGUGCAAGUACACUGAGUAA